AAUUUGACAUUUCAAUCUCACAUAUCCAAAAUGGUUGAAAGUAAUUUGUACAAUGAAAAGUAUUAAAAUUUUGUGGAAACGAAAAAUACGGAACUCUUAGUGAACAAUUGCAUAGAGUGUUUAGAAUUGUGAAGAAAAUAUUUUACGUUUUGUACGGUGUAUAUUGUCGAAAUUGACGUCUUUUUGAAUGGAGGGCCAUCGAGGCCUGUAAACGUAUUAUGAUUAAGACAUUUCAUUCACUUAUGAGGUGCUCCUCCUCAAAUCCGAUUGAUUUAAGCCCACCUGAUGACGACAGUCCGUGUUCAGGCCGGGGUGACUGUUUAAAUGGAACGUGUCUGUGCGAAAUACGCUACAGCGGUGACGAAUGUACGGGAUUUAAUCUUCCUUAUCAUGCUGGCAUUUCAUCGGUGUUUUAUUUUGUGGCCAUUGUGUCGCUGAUUCAGUUAUUAAUUUGCAUAGUAUCUGAAUAUCAGCGACUGAAACAACCCUCGUUCCUGAGAGCCUGUCGUCUAACAACGCAAAAGUUGUUGUACUUUGUGGUUUUCAUAGCGGCUUUACUGCGAGGCGCCUAUUUUACGACACCGGAAGUACUGCAACCAGUAUGGGCGUCAAAUUUAAUGUCAGCUUAUUACCCGUUGCUGAUGACGUGUGCAUCGCUGGUGGUUUGUUUAUGGGCUGAGAUAUUCCACCUACGAAACAUUCGUGCAUCACAAUUUCUAUCGAAAAGUUUUCUCGGCUUUUUGGCAUUCAAUUUACUUCCAUACAGCCUGUUUGGCGCUGAAGUAUUGGCCAGCCAAUUGGUACCGAAUCGGAACACCUAUUCGCACAUAUUUAACGGAUGCUAUGCAGCCCUGUUGCUCAUCGUGGUCGUUUUCUUUCUGAUAUACGGCGUCGAAGUAUUCUUUAAGAUACGCGGCGAAUUCAUUAACGAUUGCGGUGCCAGCAAUGCCAACGACAAUAUCAAUUCGGUGCAAGUACAUCAUGCCCGCUUCGGAUUGCUGAGCCAGGCGAUUAUGAUGAUCGUUAUUGUGGGUUUCUUGGCGUCGGAAACACUCGGCGAUUUUUGGAAGAAGAAGGUGCCAGUCUAUUCGCGAAAUUGGCACGACAUUGUUUUUCGCCUGGUCGAAGUCGGUGUCGCUCUAUGGUUUCCAUGUUGCUUAUGGAAUUCAAUGGCGCCGGAACAACUUUGGAUUUUGAAUCCAAGAAAGUUGUUACGAAGGCAGAUCGAUCCAGUGCCAAGUACUUCAUCUGACAAGCCGCAAACGUCACCCGAGGAGGGUCAAUCAUUUCUGGCUGGCAAAGACUGUUGGAUUUGUUAUGAUACAGAGAAGGCGGAACCGUUAAUCCAACCGUGUAAGUGUACCGGUGACGUAUCAAGUGUACAUCACGAAUGUCUUCGACGAUGGCUUGUGGAAAGUUGUAGUAAAUCGGACGAAUUGUUGAAAUGCAAAGUGUGCGGAUCGCCAUACGAAGUGGAACGGACAAACAAGCUCUACUGGGAAAAAGGUUUUACCAUCAAUCACUGGGCGAAGACCAUCAUUUUAGUCACAUUGAUGUGCGUGACGGGCGCCUGCGCCUGGGUCAUCAUACAGGUGUACGUCGAUCCGAUCAUCCGCGUUAUGACGGCUGGCAUUGCAAUACUCAUCGGAUAUGUGUGCGUGAAAUUGUUGGGUGAGAACACGGUAACUGCAUAUCAGCGGGCCAAAGUGAGCUCGAUCAAUAUAAUAACUGGUGAUUCCACAUCCGAGAAAUUGAACACAAUUUGCCAAGAUGUUCAAUGUAAAUAGUGUGAACCGGACGAUUGUGCGGUGGUUUUGGUUUACUUUUUUUUUCGGCCGGUGGUGUCACCGCAGGAUUUUUUGUUUCGACUUUUUAGGUUUUUAUUUCGGAAAGAAAAUUUUUGUUUAAAAGGAUCGACGACCCAUUUUCAACUAACCGGAUAGAAAGUAAAAUGAAAAAAAAAUUGAGUGGAAAAUCAGAAGAAAAUUUUGUUUUUUGUAGUUUACAAAUUUGGAGUGUUUGUCUCUUAUAAGUUGUUUCUGUUCUUGUUUUGUGUUCAGUGUGUAAGUUUUGAUAGAAAAAAAAUUAAAUUUA
Bradysia coprophila is the source of this 2094-nucleotide messenger RNA. RefSeq lists its product as uncharacterized. Gene Ontology annotation, molecular function: zinc ion binding. Lineage: Eukaryota; Metazoa; Arthropoda; Insecta; Diptera; Sciaridae. The record is from RefSeq and is a predicted model, not a curated record.